Molecule: messenger RNA, 1677 nt
Organism: Arabis nemorensis
Lineage: Eukaryota; Viridiplantae; Streptophyta; Magnoliopsida; Brassicales; Brassicaceae
Source: the annotation of a GenBank genome assembly
AUGAGUAUUGGAGAGAGCGAAGAAGAUGAGAGAACUCAAUGGAUGUUGUUAGUAGCAGAGAAGGUUCAGGAGGAUCUUGUGUUGGCGUAUGAGCGAGCUAAGACCUCAAUGGAUGUGGAGAAUCAUAGUGUACAGUGGCGGAUCCAGAAGAAAAAUUUAUUGGGGGCAAAUGUAUACCAAACGCGUCAAGCUGGUCCUUUGGCAGAAUGUUUGCGGAAAAACAUGAAUAAGGUUUUCUAUGCAGACCUCCCAACUUCUUACAUACAACACAUCAAGUCUAAAGUUGUACCAAGUCAUGAAUUUUGUAUUGAGGAGGAAAAGGAAAGAUACAUUGUGAAGGUCGAGCUUAAUCUUGUUAGGCAUUUGGUUGUAGAUGUGUCAUGCAUUGAUAAGAAUCUUGACAUGAGACUGAUGCUCACUGCCAAAAGGAAAAUGACAACUCUCACCGAGAAAGAGAUAAGUAACAUCAAAGGGCUACUGGAUCCAGCGACUGUUGAUCCAAAUGUGAAAGGCGGUUUGAGGUGGAUUCUUCAAGUUUCAGGUUUAGACAUGUCUUAUAUUCCUCCACAUGAGCGAGAGGAUCCGAACACACCUUCCCCUGUUACCAAAUCCAAGAAGAACCUCAACUUUACGAGAACCGAUGAUGUACUCGACCGUACAGAUGAGCUUCCUCCAUCUGUUAAUCUUGUGCCCUUGUCCUCGGUUAAUCUUGUGCCUGUGUUCUUGGAUUCUCUCCAAAGCAGAAAUGGAGUAAAGCCUUCGAUAUUGAUGAACAACAAUGUCCAAAAAGUGAAUAUGAAUAUUGGAGAGAGCGAAGAAGAAGAGAGAACUCGGUGGCUUUCGUUAGUAGCAGAGAAGGUCGAGGAGGAUCUUUUGUUGGCUUAUGAACGAGCUAAGGCUGCUGCAAUGGAGGAUGAGGAGCAUCAUCAUGUAUUGAGAUUGGAUGCUAGGCGUAGAGCUAGUCCUGCGGUUGAAUUUUCACGUAAAAAUUCGAGUAAGAUGUUCUCUACUGAUGUCCCAACUUCUUACAUACAAUACAUUAAGUCUACGGUUGUACCAAGCCAUGGAUUCUGUAUUGAAGAGGAAAAGGAAAGAUACAUUGUGAAGGUAUCACAUUCUACUGGUGCCAAUGAAACCAUCAACUGUAAAUGUACCCUUAAUGAAGAUGGACGGCUCAGUAUGUACAAGGCAAGUCUCAUGUUCUUUGUCGAGCUUAAUCUUGUUAGGCAUUUGGUUGUCGAUGUGUCGUGCAUUGAUAAGAAUCUCGACAUGAGGCUGAUGCUUGCUGCCAAAAGGAAACAGAAAAAGACGGCUCUCACCGAGAAAGAGAUAAGUAACAUUAAAGGGCUACUAGAUUCAACGACGGUUGAUCCGAAUGUGAAAGGCGGUUUAAGGUGGCCGCCUGGUUCCGGACGUAAUUACAGAAUAUUUGAAGCUUGUCACGUUAAAUUUACAGUCUACAGAAGCCAAACUCUAAGGCUAAGGGUAAGAAAGACUGAUAGAUUCAAUGAGAGGAUUGGAAGAGGGGAAAUCAAGAGUGAGGUGGCUUUGAUGCUUAAAGACAUCAAUACUAAGUUACAGGAGCAGAACAUAGAGAAGGGUUGUGUUUUGGGAAUGCUUAAAGAUGCGUCCUGCAUUGCGAUGCUUACAUUAUGUAAUAAAGAACCAUAUGACUAA